CCCCUCUCUCUCCUGCGCACGCCCCUGCAAAUCUACUUCAAACUCUGCCCCGAACCUAUUAAUCAUGCUCCUUAAACUCCACUUCGCGCGUGGGGGAGCAUGGCCUAGUGAAGGAGUUUUUAUGAGGACUGAUACGGGGGAAGGGAGAAAGAGCCAAGAACUGCUCCCCCCCCAAUCCCCUAGGCUCUCUUGUACAACUCAAUAGCAUUUUGUGUAGGCUGGAAAUUUUUCGCGCCCCCGUGCAGACAAGGCAGAGGGUUCAAGCAGCAAAGUCAACGGCUCUUCGUCCAGGAGUCCCACGACCACCAAGGCAGCGCCACCUACCGGCCUCCCGGCACCCAGGAGGGUACUAUCCAAUAAGGUCUUGCCGCUACUCCUGCACGAUUUUUCCUUUUAGCUUCCCGGGCUCAUCUGCUCCGGUGCGGCGGGAUCGGCUGUGGUUAAAAAAAAAUCUAUCACCCAGCUGCCAGCCUGAUGAUGAGCCCUUCCAAAUAGUUCUACUGGUCUUUGAACAAUAGAUAUUGCUUCAAGAUACAAAGUGUUUUCUUCACAACUAGUGAGACAUUGAAUGAAAAAUGGCUGAAAGUCCUAUGUGGGAGCAAGUUGGAGCAAGUUUUGUACAUCUCUAUUACCGCCACUUUGAUGCCGACAGGGUACAACUAAGUGCUCUCUAUACAGAAGCUUCUUGUUUGUCAUGGGAAGGAGAACAGUUCCAAGGAAAAUCAGCAAUCAUGGAGAAGAUGCUGAAUCUUCCAUUCCAAAAAAUCCAGCACAGUAUCACAUCUCAAGAUCACCAACCAGCUCCAGAUAACUGUAUCCUUAGUAUGGUUGUAGGUCAGUUAAAGGUAGAUGAAGAACCUGUGAUGGGAUUCCAUCAACUAUUUAUUCUGAAGAAUAUGAAUGACAAAUGGAUUUGCACUAAUGAUAUUUUUAGACUGGCUUUGUACAACUUUGCUUGAAUAUUUUGUAUAUUUUCUACUCUCACACUUUUCCCACCCUGUUGUUCUUGGUUUGAUUCAACUUAAGAUAAAGCAGCGACUGGAUAUUUUCAUUUGGUUUUGCUCUACUGUGUAUUGACAAAUAAAAGAACAUAGAUGGCUGUGUAAAACAACCAAAGGGCAACUUCAGGGAAAGGAUGGAGAGUCCUGCAUCAAAAUUUCACAUACUGGGAAAUUGACUCAAAUAGGAGAAGCACCAAUGUGCUUCUUGGGAGAACAGGUGCAAGCAAAAUGUACCUUUUUAAAAGGCUCCUGUUUAGGGGACCAUGUUUUUAUUUGUUGGAACUGAGGGGAAAAUCUUCAUAAGCAUGGAUUUAAUAAUAAUAAUAAAAAUAGCUACUUUUCAUUUUAAAGAAACUCUGGAUUGAAAACCCAGUUCACCUCCUUGAUGCCCCCGCUUUGUGUUCAGCCAAAAAUUAGUUAGCAGUGCAGUUCAUGCUAGGCAAGUUAUUUUUGUAGCUGUACUCAGAACAUCUGUGGGAUGGUGGCUGACACAAAGUAGAUUUUUAUGUAUCAGAUAUUAGAAUAUAGGAAACUGCUUUUUCACACAAGUUUAUAAUGUUUGUGUUACUGUUCCAUCGAGCUGAAUCCUGGUAUCCUUAUGUUCUUAAAUGUGUGAAGCUACCAAUUUCAGCAUAACUUCAGUGAACCAAAAAACUCUGGAUGUUAGGAAUGAGGAAAUGUUAAUCUUUCUUUAAAAAUCAUAAAGCAAAAGUAAAAAAUUUUAGCCUAAAGUCUCCUAUACAAAAUGAGCAAAAUAAUGGCUAAGACUUGGGUUUAUUUUUAACUAUAGAGAGAUGGCAACCUCUCUGAGUCUGAUUAUGUCAUAUUGCUUAGAAUAAUUGCCAAGUAUUUGAUAAAUUAUGAGCACACCAUACUCUUAAAUAUACCAACAGAAGGCACAAAGAGCCAGACUCUUUUGCUUUUUUAUUCUGGUUUAUGAAUUUUCUGAUUAUGUUUAAAAGAAGAUUCUACACAUCAAUUUUGAUAUGUAAAAAUUAAUACAAGAUAUUGAUGCAUACUAGGAAAGGAACAAAGUGGCACAUUUAGUGUUUGGUUCCAAUCAACAAAUGAAGUGUCAAAAUGGAAGUAAAUUUAAAAUCCAACUUACCCAAUUCCUUCAUUUUACAGAGAAAUCACAGGCUCAGAAAAAGUUGUGACUUGCCUAGUCAGGCAGCUGAUUAUUGGUAGUAAUUGAUUUCUGGGCCUGUAGACUUUCCAUUCUCACCUUCUCCAUCCCCACCCCACUGCCACCUAUCUUCCAUUUUUCACAGAAUCUUGAAUUGCUAAAAAAUCUGUUGCAUCUUUCUAGUUGCACCUAUACCUGAAGAAGAAUCCCCUCUACAGAUCUCUGACAAAUGGUCUUCCAGGCACUCUACUCAAAGACCUCCAGUGAGAGAUCAUUCAACUGAUACCCAUUCCACUGUUGACACUGUUUGAUUGUUGGGAAGUUUUUUCUUACAUCAAAUAUAAAUCUGUUCUGCAGCCACUCCCAUCCCUAGCUCCUACUUUUGUCCUCUGGGGCCCAAUAGAAGACUAAUCAUUCCUAGUUGUGAUGACCAUUCAAAUACUUAAAGAGAAGUAUUCUCAAUUCUCUCAGCAUCCUUUUUGCCCUCUAUGAAAGCAGUCUAGAUUGUCUAUCUUUCCUAAAACAUUAGAUCCAGAACAGAACACUUCCAAAUAUAAUUUGACUAAGGCACAAUUUUAGGAGCUUGUCAUCUCCCUUGGUCUGGGUUCUGUGCUGCUGCUUAAAGUACCCUAUAGAUAGCAUUCUUGUUUUUUGGGCUUCCAUAUCACACUGUUGACUUAAAUUGAGUUUGGAGGCCACUAAGAAACCCCUAAUCUCUUUCACAUGAGUUGUCUUCUAGGCACAUCUCCCCUAUUUCCUAUUUGCAAAGCUGAUUUUUUUAAACCCGGACAAAACUACAUUUAUCUUCAUUUAAUCUUAUUACUUUUGCCACUCACCCCCCCUCCCCCCUUGCCAUUCUACCCACUGAAAUAUUCCUGAUUCUUUAUUCUCAUUCAACAUGCCAGCUAUGCUUCAUAGAUUUAGGUCAUUUCCCUAUUUCAUAAGCACAACUGUGCCUGUAUGGAAUUACUUGAGGAAAAUGUUGAGUGGAAUUGGGCUAAGAACAAAUCCUUGAAACACUCCAUUAUAUACCUACCUCUAGUUGACACUAAAGUGUUAAUGAGUCUUCUCUGAGUAUGACCAUUUAUGGAGUUCCAGAUCUCCCUAACUGUGCUUUUCUUGUCUGCUGUCUCUUCAUAUGGAAGAAAGUGACCUACUUGGGAACAGGAAUUGUUUUUUGUUGUUAUCCUUUGCAUUACUAAUACCUAGCACAGUGCUUUACCUAUGGUAAACACUUACUAAAUGAUUAUUGAAUUAAAUCUUGUUUUCAAGGAUAAUAUCAUUGUUAACAGACUAUUUCUACAACAUUCCUGGGAGCUAUCAAUAGAGUGACCCAGUUGCAAAAAAAAAAAGAAAGAAAGAAAGAAAGAAAGAAAGAAAGAAAGAAAGAAAGAAAGAAAGAAAGAAAGAAAGAAAGAAAGAAAGAAAGAAAGAAAGAAAGAAAGAAAGAAAGAAAGAAAGAAAGAAAGAAAGAAAGAAAGAAAGAGGUUAGUUUGGUAUGAUUUCUUCAUAAAGUCACUCUGACUCUUAGUGAUCACCAUUUCCCUUUCUGGACGUUCACACCCUUUUAAUGAAUAGAUUUGGAAUCUAAAGGGAUGUUAGAUAUCACCCAUUAGUUUCUGAGACAGGUUUGGAACUCAAAUUAUCUGGAUUCUAAGUUCAAUGCACUAUCCAUUCCUUCACAUUGAUUGUUCUCUAGUCUAAUGGCCCACCAAUCACAUCUGCCAGUUCUUUCAGUAUCUUGGGAUAUAUUAAUUGGGACUUGGGGACUUCAUCAAGGGCAGCUAGUGUACCCUUAUUGUCUAGCUACCUUGAAAUUCAAUUCACUGUAGACAAUAUUAUGCCCUGUCCAGGCCAAAUAUCAUCUUCCCUGGUAGAGGAAGCAGAAGAUUUAAAAAAAAGAGCUAAGCAAUCCAGUCUUUUUGCUUUUUACUGUUAUACUAUAUCAUUGUUCAACUGCCUCAAAUAGUGGUUUACCUCCCUCCCCCCACUUUCCAUGCCAACAUAGGCAUUUAGAUGGUAGAGUGGAUAGAACUCUGGGCCUGGAGUCAGAAACAUGAGUUCAAUUUACAGUCCCAGACAAUGUCUAAGCUGUAAGACCUUUGGCAAGUCACUUAACCUCAUUCUGCCUCAGUUUCCUCAACUCUAAAAUGGAGGUAAUAAUAGUACCUACCUUACAGGGUUGUGAGGAUCAAAUGAGGAAAUCUUUGUAAAGCAUUUGGCAUAGUGUCUGGCACAUUGUGGGUACUUAGUAAAUGCUUAUUUCCUUUGGCUUCAGAUAAUUUGACAUUGGGCAGCCAGUUUUUUGUAGACCACUAUUCUUUUACACUGAACUUUUAGUUAUCUGCCCAGUCUUCCUUGUUUCUUUAAAAACAAACAGACAAAAAGCUAAAAUCCAUCAGUGAGUUCCUUGCAUAUCUACAAUGAUCCCUUUUGGAAAGUUCCCUCAGGGGUUGCCAUAUUUGACAAGAUUUGGGAGGCUUUCCAUCCUGCCCCAGAUACAUGCCCUAGAAAGAUGGCAGACCUUUCUAUGUUUUGUGUUACACUGUCAAAUAGCCCGCUCACUAUUCCUCAACAGAUUGCUAUUCUUCUGACUACUUUUAGAUGACCCUACAGGACUUAGGGAUCCAUUUAAUUUUUCCAAGCACAGGAAAUUGCUUCCUCCUGAGAUGGUCCAGCUCCCUCUUAGAAGGAAGAAUAACAUAAACUAUUAUGUAAUUCAGAGCAUUCAAUGGUUUUCCCUUCCUCCUUUAAUUGGCAGUUGGUGCAUUUCUGGUAUGUCCUAAUGCUAACAGAACUUGUUCCAUAAGCACAAAUCCAAUUUAGAUCUUAUUAUACAUAUUAUUUCUCUUUUCUUGCCACUUAGCUGAGAAGAAGUCUCAAGACAACCAUAUAAAUUAUCCUGUGGAGAUACCUACUGCUCUUUGUGCACAUGCAUUUGAUUGUAAUUACUUUUUAUGCAGUAAGCAAAAAGGAAUCUUAGUACUUUACAUUCAUUAUAAUCAUAAUCACAUACAUUUAUCUCAUAAAAAAUAUUCAAAAUCAUAAUUUUAGAGCAGGAAUGCACUAUGUGAAACUGCACAUUUUAAAUGCGUGCUGAAUUUAACAACCUAAAGAAAGUCCUGUGAACUAAUUCAAUGGAAAUAUGUUCUCUAUAUGUGUCUUCUGAUUAUCUGACUGGAUAAGAAUUGGCCGAGUCUUCAGCUUCUAUUCUUUUUUGCUUGAUUGUCAUAACCUGCAUGUGUUAAGUAAAAAUAAAAUUUGAUACCUGCAUUAUAGCACAGCCUCUCACAAAUCUGCUAAUACAACCCUCUUUGGUGAAUGGAAUUGAGACACUGAGUUGAGCUGUUGUAUAGCACAAGAGAAAGCCACAUGGUUUCCUGUCUUCUUUUAUCCUCCUAUUUCCAAGAGUGAAAGUUAAAGGUAACUUGGAUACUUAUUUGUAAGGUUGGCCUGGUAACUGUUGUCACCUUUGUAAGUUCCUGGGGGCAGGGACCAUAUCUUCCUUAAACUUUAUAUCUUUCCUAGCACUUUGCACAGAACUGUGCACUAAAAUAAGGGCUUAAUGUUUGUUGAAUGAAUCACUGAAAAAAAAUGUGAAUAUUUGGGGGAACAUGUUCUCAAUAGUUCUUGGGGAAUUUGAAGAUAUUCCUAAGAGUUAUCAAGAAUUGUGCAUCAAAGACUUGGAAAUGACAAUUUGUUUAUUAAAAGAACUCAUUCUGAUAAA
This is a messenger RNA of Monodelphis domestica (gray short-tailed opossum), 5854 nucleotides long. Its product is annotated as nuclear transport factor 2-like. The record is from RefSeq and is a predicted model, not a curated record. NCBI's taxonomy places the organism in Eukaryota, Metazoa, Chordata, Mammalia, Didelphimorphia, Didelphidae. Gene Ontology annotation, biological process: nucleocytoplasmic transport.